Caenorhabditis bovis is the source of this 576-nucleotide messenger RNA. Lineage: Eukaryota; Metazoa; Nematoda; Chromadorea; Rhabditida; Rhabditidae. The record is from the annotation of a GenBank genome assembly.
AUGCCCGUCAACUUCUAUGAUCGAGUUUGGACGAUUCUGGAAAGAUCGAAACACGGAAUUACGAUUGCCGACACUCUGCUUCCACAGGAGCCGACUCUUAGCGAUAUGACGCGUUAUGAGCUAACGUUUUCGCACAAAAUCGAAGCGAUGUUAAGCCGAAUAUCGCAUCCAGAAUAUCGUCAAUUACUCGUGGAACUCCUCUCCAUUAUCGCUACAAUUCUCGAGCGCAAUCCGGAAAUCAGUUUCAACGGAUCGAAAAUCGACUGCGAUGCGCUUAUCAAAACGGCGUUCAAGAUGUACGCCGAGGAGCAGAACAUCGAGGAUUUGACAAAUCUGACGCCGUUUUAUCAGCUCGAGGGGCAAGCGUUGUCGACAUCGACAGCGACAUACCUAACAAGGGCGAUUGUCGAAUUUAUUCUCGCCGGACGACAUUUCUCGCAGGUGAUCAACAUAUUCGGCGAGCAGACGUCGCGUGAAGACGCCCUAGCGACGCCGCACUCGAAAUCGAAGCAUCAUCGCGAUCGGACGCCGGGGCGUAUUGAGAGCAAAAACGAGGAGAGCUGCAAAAUACAGUAG